UAUGCGUAACAUGUAAAAAAAUCUUGGGUCUCUUGGCGCUAUACCUUACUUUUUGUACUUACAUUUUUCGGCCAGAACUACUUUUUUAUUAUAAUCACUCUCAAUAGGCCUUAUAGUGUGCCUGGAUAUGGAUAGGAUUACACAACAUCCUGUAUAAAUCUGGGCAAUGGAAAGGAGCUACUCAGCAGCCCUAAUCGUAUCUAGCAUGUCACUACAGUGUCUUGGGCCUGACAAAAAGGCAGAGCAGCUAAAGGAGGAGAACUGAAGGGCCUUGUGAAGAAGAGAGGGAUGGAGAGAGAGAAAGGUGAAGAGAGGGAGGAGAGAGGGAGGAGAGAGGGAGGAGAGUGGACCAGUUCACCUGCCAUGCAAGGACAACUCUCUCUGCUCCAUGUGCUCCUGCCCAGAUGGACGCCCUCGUCGGUGGACGGCCUGAGAGGACCAAAAGUCCCCUUCCCGCCCCACGGGGCUUGGCUCCUCUGCUUCCUGCUGGCCACUCUGAGUCUGCCCUGCGUCGUGGUGGCCCCUCAGACACCGGCCGUCUUCCGCGUUGGCGUGCUGGGGCCCUGGGCGUGUGACCCCAUCUUCGCCAAGGCCCGGCCUCGGGCGGCCGCCCACCUCGCCGUGCAGCGGAUCAACCGUGACCCCAACCUCUCGCUGGGCACCACCUUCGACUUUGUGGUCCUGGAGGAGGACUGCCAGACCUCCAUGGCCCUGAACAGGUUCAUGGGGCUCUACUCCCACGCCACGGCCCUCGUAGGCCCCGUCAACCCCGGCUACUGCGACACAGCCUCCCUGAUAGCCAAAACCUGGAACAAGGCCAUGUUCUCCUGGGCGUGUGUAAACUACGAGCUGGACAACACAGCGCGGCAUCCCACCUUCGCCCGCACUGUGCCGUCCCCAAUCCGGGUGCUUCUAGCCCUGGUGCGGAACUUUCGAUGGGCAAAUAUGGCCAUUAUUGCUUCCGCUGAUGAUGUGUGGACAGACACAGCCAAUAAGGUGGCUGACGCCCUGCGAAGCAAUGGCUUCCCAGUCCGGGCAGUGCUGUCCGCUGGAAAUCACACCAGCAGCAUGCGCCACACACUGGCAAAGAUCAGGAAAAUGCGUGAGAUUCGCAUGGUCAUUCUCUGCAUGCACUCCGUGCUGAUUGGUGGUGACACUCAGAAGUUGCUCCUGGAGACAGCCAUGGAUAUGCACUUGACCGAUGGCUCACUGGUCUUCGUCCCGUACGACACCCUCCUCUACAGCCUGCCCUACCGAGGGGUCAAGUACCCACCGCUGCAGAAGAACAGCAAACUAAGGCGGGCGUACGAUGCAGUGCUCACCGUCACCAUGGAGUCGGUGGACAACUCCUUCCACCAGGCCUUUGAGGAGGCAGUCAGAUCCAAUGAGCUACCUGUGAAUAUGCAGCCACACCAGGUGUCCCCGCUGUUCGGAACCAUCUAUAGCUCCAUCCUCUUCCUGGCCAAUGCCAUGCAGAGCGUGCGCGACUCCAAAGCCUGGCUGUCGGGGGCCUCGCUGGCCCGCCACAGUAAGAACAUGGCCUUCUACGGCUUCAGCCACCACAUGCGCACAAACCACUCCGGCCCCGGCUUCCUGGAUUACGUGCUGCUGGACACGGAUGGCCUGGCAUGGGAGCUGAGCCCCACCCACCAGGUGGACCUGGAGGCAGGCAUGGUGAGGUUCCUGGGCCGGUCCAUUCACUUCCCGGGGGGGAACCAGCCCAAGGCCGACUCCAGCUGCUGGUUCACCCGUGGGUCGCUCUGCACCAGAGGUGUGGCUCCCGUUCUACUGAUCACAGGCUUCCUGUCAACCGUGCUGUCCAUUGUACUAGGCACGGCAUUCUAUUACUGCAUAAGACGCCGCAUCAUCAAGUUUCGACUGAUGAGGGGGCCGAACAAGAUCCUUCUCACCCUCCACGAUGUCACUUUCAUCAAUCCGUCACUUAGCAACAAGAAAUUAAGCUUUCAGAGUGACAUGACCAGAAGGCCAUCAAAUGCAGAUCAGAGCGUGAGAACUCCCUCCACAAUCUCCAGCCUCACCCCAGCCACACAUGAGAACUCCAACAUAGUGAUAUUCGAGGGUGACUGGGCCUGGCUGAAGAGACUCCCAGAUGGAAAUUUCGGAGCCAUAAAUAUUCAGACCAGUGAUGUCUUUGAGCUAAUGAAGGACAUAAGGCAUGAGAACAUCAACCCUUUUCUGGGGUACUUCCUUGACUGUGGGGUCUUUGCCAUAGUGACAGAUUUCUGCUCACGAAGAAGCCUGUAUGACCUACUUCGCAAUCCGGAUGUGAAGUUGGACUGGAUGUUUAAGUCUUCACUCUUGUUGGAUCUCAUUAAGGGUAUGAAGUACUUACACAAUCGGAAUGUGUGCCAUGGGCGACUGAAGUCCACCAACUGUGUUGUGGACGGGCGCUUUGUACUCAAGGUCACUGACUACGGUGUUAACAAGGUGCUGGAGGCACAUAAGUUUCCUUAUCAGGAGCCAAAGCCAGAAGACCUCCUGUGGACAGCCCCUGAGAUUCUUCGCAGCCCUCACCCUGGAAGUAGAGGUACCAGAGAGGGCGAUGUCUACAGCCUUUCCAUUAUCAUGCAGGAGGUGGUGCUCCGCAGACCCCCCUUCUUCAUGCUCAACCUCACAGCUGAAGAGAUCAUUCAAAGAGUUAAGAAACCACCACCUCUGUGCCGGCCUGUAGUAACGCCUGACCAUGCCCCCCUAGAGUGCAUUCAACUCAUCAAACAGUGCUGGAAUGAGCAGCCAGAAAAACGGCCGCCCUUUGAAGAGAUAUUUGACCUGUUUAAAAACAUAAACAAGGGCCGGAGGACCAAUAUCAUUGACUCCAUGUUGCGCAUGCUUGAGCAGUACUCCUCCAACCUGGAGGAGCUGAUCCGGGAGAGGACAGAGGAGCUGGAGAUCGAGAAACAGAAGACGGAGAAACUGCUCACACAGAUGCUGCCCCCGUCUGUGGCAGAGGCCCUGAAGAUAGGUGGCGCUGUGGAGCCGGAGUACUUUGACAGUGUGUCGCUGUAUUUUAGUGACAUUGUGGGCUUCACCACAAUCUCAGCCAACAGUGAGCCGAUUGAGGUUGUUGACCUGCUAAAUGACCUUUACACGGUGUUUGAUGCCAUCAUUGGAAACCAUGAUGUGUACAAGGUGGAGACCAUCGGGGAUGCCUAUAUGGUGGCAUCUGGGGUGCCUGAGCUCAAUGGUAAUCGGCACGCCGCUGAGAUUGCCAACAUGGCCCUGGACAUCCUCAGCGCUGUGGGAACCUUCAGGAUGAGACACAUGCCUGAGGUGCCGGUGCGCAUACGCAUAGGACUGCACACAGGCCCUUGUGUAACAGGUGUGGUUGGCCUCACCAUGCCACGGUAUUGUCUGUUCGGUGACACAGUCACCACAGCUUCUAAAAUGGAAUCCUCUGGAAUGCCUUACCGCAUUCACGUGAGUCAGAGCACUGUGAAUAUCCUUCUGGAACUCAAAGAGGGAUAUCAAAUCCAAGUCAGGGCGAGGACCGAACCAAAGGCAAAGGGCGCUGAAGAUACCUACUGGCUGGUCGGCAAAGUUGGCUUCGACAAACCACUGCCUAUACCUCCAGAGUUAAAGUCAGGGAAAGCGGCAGCCCAUGGCCUGCAGAUGGAAGAGAUAGCUCGACAUAAACGGAUGAAAGCAGAAAGACAACUUGCCGAGAAGAAAAAAUGAGGGUACUCAAGGAGAAGGAGAUCAAAGACUUCAAGGGCAUCCUGAGAAAAGCAGUUAGGAAGCUUUCAGCUGUCCGGCAAGUGGUUCAGUUGCACACUCUGGACAAUGAUGAGAACAUCAUGAUGCACCAUCACAUUUGAGCCACUUAUUCUGACUGAUGGACAAAGUCAAGAAGGAGGAGACUUGUUGAGGGACUGUUAAAGUCCUCUUCCUCUUAUCCUUUUUGGCCUACAUUGCUGACUGCGCAUAUUAGGCUGGCUGGACGUUGAGUAGUAUGAGCAUUCUGUAGGCUACAGGGAAAUUAGUCAACACUUGGUGUAAAAAACAAACACAAGGCUUGCUUAGAGGAGCUGAACAAAGGUCUAUCAACAGCACAAAUUGUAUGAAGGCAUGCACAUUCAAACACACACACACAAACACACAAAUACACACACACACACACACACACACACACACACAAAAGAGACCAACAAAAUAUACCUGGGACCACAGAUGACCAAAAUGAAACCCUAGGAGAGGAUGAUGCAAUAGAAGCCAACUGAACUUAGCACACAGAGAUAAUGAGCUAUUUUAGUGAGUGGGUCUCCUGACACAAAUUGGACUCUGGAGAUUAUAAAUAGCUAAUGUGGUGCUAAAAAGACGUUGCUGCAGAGGAAGCCAUGAUACUAUAUUAUGAAGUCAAGUGUAAAGAAUGUACCGUAUCACGUACAUUUAAAAUGAGAUUCGUUUUGAUUCAGUUCCCAAUUGUAAGUGUUUAUGGGCAGUGUUAAGCUCUAUGUGAUAAUUAAAUGAAACAAGCAGGGAUGCUUCUGUCAGUAUGAUCUGCUUGUUUGUACUGUGAAUUCUAUACUGGACAUACAAUUAUGUUGAAAUAAUUAACAACCCUCUUCUUUACGACAAAUGUCAGGAAAAGCAGAAAUGAAUAUCAAUAUAUCAUGUUCUUAUCAUAAGGGAGCUUCAUGUAGGUGCAAAAUGUAUAUUGUGAUAUGUUGUAUAUUGUAUAGAUGUGUAUGAUGUACAUGAAAGUGAUAAUUCACAUUGUGUUAGUGUCCUAAAAGUCAUGGUGUUUACAUGAUUCAGACAAAUCACCAACUUUCAUUUG
Alosa alosa (allis shad) is the source of this 4798-nucleotide messenger RNA. RefSeq names its product guanylyl cyclase 2 (gene gc2). The record is from RefSeq and is a predicted model, not a curated record. Gene Ontology annotation, biological process: protein phosphorylation; cGMP biosynthetic process; receptor guanylyl cyclase signaling pathway. The transcript is spliced from 20 exons. Gene Ontology annotation, molecular function: guanylate cyclase activity; peptide receptor activity; ATP binding. NCBI's taxonomy places the organism in Eukaryota, Metazoa, Chordata, Actinopteri, Clupeiformes, Clupeidae. The coding region runs from base 289 to 3696 and encodes 1135 amino acids.